This is a messenger RNA of Dichotomopilus funicola, 549 nucleotides long. RefSeq lists its product as uncharacterized. The record is from RefSeq and is a predicted model, not a curated record. Bases 1 to 549 code for a protein of 182 amino acids. Lineage: Eukaryota; Fungi; Ascomycota; Sordariomycetes; Sordariales; Chaetomiaceae. The transcript is spliced from 4 exons.
AUGUCGGACGGAUACAACAACUAUCGGACAGCGCGCGUGGCGGAGUUGCUGGCCGACUUCCGCACGCUGCAGUACUACAUCGCUGCUGCCGACUGCAACCCAGCCGACAUGGACGACUAUUACACCGAGGGUUGGGCCCAGCUCCGGCAGUGCGCGCUAGACGGCCAACACAUUCUCAACUGCGCGGCCGACGUGACGGUGCCACGCGCCAACGGCGGUCCCGAUGAGCAGGAGAGAGCCGAGUUGAUGCAAGUCCUUCUCGACGCGUACGCUCGUAGGCACGAAGGCCAAAAGAUCUACCUUCGGCAGCAGGCAGCACAACGUUGGAUUCAGUGGCGGGACCAGAUCCUCGCAGGUGGGCGGCCACACUCGGGGAACCAGGCACAGCUGGACGUGGUCGACCAGCAGCUGCGGACUGAGCUCGCGACUAUCACCGACGAAGUCGUUUAUGCCGACCUGCAGAACUCUGACUUGACUAUGGGCCGCUGGACGGCCGAGGAUCCAUCCCUGCGUGCGGUACAACGCUGGGUGCGGACACGUAGAUGCUGA